This is a messenger RNA of Populus trichocarpa (black cottonwood), 2865 nucleotides long. Its product is annotated as probable protein phosphatase 2C 52. Gene Ontology annotation, molecular function: protein serine/threonine phosphatase activity. Lineage: Eukaryota; Viridiplantae; Streptophyta; Magnoliopsida; Malpighiales; Salicaceae. The record is from RefSeq and is a predicted model, not a curated record. The transcript is spliced from 6 exons. Bases 1199 to 2620 code for a protein of 473 amino acids. Gene Ontology annotation, biological process: protein dephosphorylation.
ACUUUGUUUGGUUACUGAGGAAACCAAAAGAGAAAGAAAGAUGCUUGCUUUAUGGAUUAUGGGGUGUUUUUGUUUUCAAAAAUUGAAACUUUCUGUUCUCUGGUAUACUAUACCAAAUGGGGUUUAAAAAAAGGGAAAAUUUGAAUUUAUGCUCUUUGUUUAUUGGUUUCUUUUUUGAUAUUCUGUGGCUGGCCAAAGAGGGAAACAGAGCUUGACUUGAGUUAGUUUCUAGUACUAGUACAUUUUGUGUGUUUAUCUUAAAGAUAAUUAUGUAAUGGUUACUUGAUAUCUUUGUUACAUUCUCUUUUUAAGGCCAUAUUUUGAUUCGGUUUUGACAAAAUCGUACCUUUGUUUCGUCCUUUUCUACUUUUCUGUUUCUGCUUUAUCUCUUCUUGGUUUUCUCUCUCGUGGGAAUUCAAAGUUCUACGUUUUCUCUCUCCCUUUCUCUUUACUUUGAAAUAAUGGUCUAGUCUUAAUUCUGAAUUGCUUUUUAUAAAGUGGAAACUAGUUACAAAAGAAUGUAUAGUUUGUUCUAUUUUUAAGCCUUUUAUGGACGAUCCCCCAUAAAUAUGAGGGUUUUAAUUAAGAUUGUGCCAAAUAAUAUGCUACUUGUUGUCAACUCUUUGUGUUGAUCUCUUCUUUGGUUCUCUUGUGAUGCUCAAACUUAAAAGGUAAACAUUUAAGAAUCAUGUAAAUAUAAUCCAUUUUAUUGUUUUGAUUGUAGUGUAUUUUGAUGCAUUUUACUAGGUAGGACAGACAGGUUUCUUGUUUUCUGGUUUGUUCUUGAAUUUUAUGCUCCCUAUUCUCCUCUAUUUGUCGGCUUCAAUUUUUUAAUUAGUAGUUUGUGGAUUAUUAAAUAACAUGUUUAUAUCUCUCCAAGUAGUGCGACAAUUAAGUGAAUCCUUAUGAAGGACAAGAUACUCGGACAGCGUUUUAAGAAUAUUCCAUUCCAAGCUGGUUCCAUCGUUGAUUCAAGCAAUCGCCUAUGGAUUGUAUUUGACCAAGAUAAAGAAGACCAUGGUUUUCUACAUCGAGGUGUAAAGUGAUUUGUGGGGGAAUCUUUAGGUUUUUGGAUAGCCUUUUCUUGGUUGACUAGCUAGCAAAUCUCAGAAUUUUAUGUGAGAUCUGUUCUGGCAAUCGGAGGAAACUUGUCAAUUAUUUACACCACGGAUGUCUUCUUUGUUCUGCGGUUGAGCAAAUGGGGGCUUGUGUUUCAACUAGUCGGAGUACUUGCAGUAGCAAGAGCAAUGGAGAGCCAGUUCCUCCCCCUUGCUUGGGGAUCGGUUUUUGCGGGCAAAAGAGAACUAAAAGGACAUUCUCUGAUCAUUUAGUUACACUUCAGCAUUUACCAUCCAUAUCUAACAGGGUUUUCACCAAUGGAAAGAGCCGAACUUCUUGUAUAUUCACACAGCAGGGUCGCAAGGGAAUAAACCAGGAUGCAAUGAUUGUGUGGGAAGAUUUCAUGUCUGAAGACGUGACCUUCUGUGGUGUCUUUGAUGGUCAUGGUCCACAUGGCCAUCUUGUUGCCCGCAAGGUGAGGGAUGCCCUGCCAGUAAAAUUACAGUCAUUCUUGAACUCUUGUCAAUCAAGGCAAAAUGAACCGGGUCAAACCUGUUUCACGGGGAAUUCAAAGAAAUCAGAUGUUGGGGAUUUGGACAAGGAUGGCUCUGUCGAGGAUAAAUUGAAUUCUUUAUGGAGAGAAACAUUUCUGAAGUCAUAUAAGGCCAUGGAUAAAGAGCUGAAAUCCCAUCCCAAUUUGGACUGCUUCUGCAGUGGGAGCACAGCUAUCACUAUUGUAAAACAGGGAUCGAAUCUGUUCAUGGGAUAUAUUGGGGAUUCGCGUGCAAUCAUGGGAUCUAAGGACAGCAAUGAUUCCAUGGUUGCAGUCCAGUUGACUGUUGAUCUGAAGCCUGAUUUGCCAAGGGAGGCUGAAAGGAUUAAGCGGUGUAAAGGUAGAGUCUUUGCAUUGCAAGAUGAACCUGAAGUGCCAAGAGUUUGGUUACCAUUCGAUGAUGCCCCUGGUCUGGCAAUGGCUCGGGCAUUUGGGGAUUUCUGUUUGAAGGAAUAUGGAGUGAUCUCAAUACCUGAGUUUUCACACCGGACACUUACAGACAAGGAUCAGUUCAUUGUUCUUGCCUCAGAUGGUGUUUGGGAUGUCUUGAGCAACGAAGAGGUGGUUGGGAUUGUAUCCUCUGCUCCAACACGGGCAUCAGCCGCAAGAAUUCUGGUGGACUCAGCUGCUCGUGAAUGGAAGCUCAAAUACCCAACUUCAAAGAUGGAUGACUGUGCUGUAGUUUGCUUAUUUUUGGAUGGGAAAAUGGACUCAGAAUCUGAUUACGAUGAACAAGGCUUUUCUUCAGCGACUCUUGAUCAGAGCAAUCAUUCUGGUAAUGCUGCUGAGUCAGAUGAUGGGCAGAAAUCCGAGCCAUGUUUGCAAAGAAACUUUACUGUCAGGUCAGCUGAAGAAAAUGAUACUUAUGGAAGACUAGCAGUUGAAGUUGAUGGAGAUGGCGAAACAGUGAGUGCUGAUGAUCAGAGUUGGUCAGGUUUGGAAGGUGUCACACGAGUUAAUUCACUUGUUCAACUUCCAAGAUUUUCUGAGGAAAGGCCAGACCCAUAAUUUUUGUGGUUAUCUACGUAAAUGAAAGAGCCUGCCAUCAUUGUAAUAUUUUUGCUCUGGGGCCCCAUUAUAUUCAAAGAACGUCCUUUUGUUCUGGUGGCAUAAUGUUUUGAAAAUUUACCCUGGUAAAUGAUUGCCACAGCCUCUUGUUUUGUUUUAUGUUACAGAAAUGUAGAAAGACAGCUUUGUUCAGAGAAUUGAACCUAAUCAACAUAGCUCUGUUAAUAUGAUUUUGAUUCUGUCAA